Molecule: messenger RNA, 1584 nt
Organism: Alternaria atra
Lineage: Eukaryota; Fungi; Ascomycota; Dothideomycetes; Pleosporales; Pleosporaceae
Exons: 6
Coding region: 1-1584 (527 amino acids)
Biological process (GO): proteolysis
Molecular function (GO): dipeptidyl-peptidase activity; serine-type exopeptidase activity
Source: RefSeq, a predicted model, not a curated record
AUGAGGGUUUUAACGUUGGUUUGCAGUUUCGUGGCCUUGGGGUCUACGACUCCGGCUCCGGCAUCAUGGCAGGGCAAGAGACAGGCUACUGAAGCGCCGGCUUACGAGGCGCAUACGAUUGAUCAGCCAACUGAUCAUUAUCCGGAAAGUGAUCGCUAUGUUCCUCACACCAAUGCUACGUUCAAGCAGCGCUACUUUUUCGAUUCGUCGUAUUACAAGUCAGGAGGCCCCGUGUUUCUCUACAUUGGUGGAGAGACGAGCGGAGAGUCACGCUUCUCCAACUUGCAGACUGGCAUCAUCCAGAUUCUCAUGGAAAAGUUCAAUGGCCUUGGUGUGAUUCUCGAGAAUCGGUACUAUGGAGAAAGCUACCCGUAUAAUUCCAGUACGACGGAUGAGCUGAGGUUCUUGACUACCGAGCAGACGAUUGCCGACAACGCCUACUUCAGACAGCAUGCUACCUUCCCCGGCGUCAACGCCAGUCUGAGCAGUGCUGACACCCCUUGGAUCAUGUAUGGCGGUUCGCUUGCUGGCGCCCACACCGCGUUCACCAUGAAAACUUACAACGAUAUAUUUGCUGGAGGUAUUGGUAGCAGUGCUACCACCCAAGCAUUGUUCGAAUACCCUCAGUGGUAUAAUCCUAUCAUGAAGUUCGGUCCUGCAGAUUGCGUAUCUAGUAUUGUCGACAUCAUUGACAAAAUUGACGAACUCAUCUGGAGUGGUAACAAGGAUGGUAUUCAGCAACUCAAGGAGAUCUUCGGUCUCGGUGCGCUGCAAGAUCUGAGAGACUUUGCCAUGACGAUUGCAUUCCCGAUUGGUGGUCCGAUGAACUAUCCCACCAACACAUGGCAAGAACUCAACUGGUCCGAUCGUUACGGUUCCGAAGACUUCUUCAACUUCUGCUCUAACGUGACGAACAUCAACCCGCCGGCAAACAUCAGCAGCGUCGACAUGGCGCUUGCCAAGUACUCCAAGGGCGAAGCUUGGACUGGAUUAGGUGGAUACGCCGAUUACGUGAAGAAGACGCUCAUUCCCAACUGCGAGAGUGGACGAAUCGACAGCACGGACGAGGGCUGUUUCGGCACGCAAAACCAAACAUACUACGCCGAUCCCACAAACGGAGCAGCGCGUUCAUAUCUGUACUCAACCUGUUUGGAGUCUGGUGGUUAUCAAGUAGCGCCCACGAAUGGCCCAUCCCUCAUCUCCCGCGUCCUCCAAGUUGACUACACCCAGCAAUGGUGUACUUGGGCUUUCCCACCUGGCGAGCACAACAGCAUCCCUGCAACCCCUCAAUUGCAUUACUACAACAAGUACGGAGGCUGGGACGUCCACGCUGAGAAUCUCGCUCUGAUCGAUGGAAACACCGACGUCUGGCUUGACCUAUGCUACCAUUCGAACUUGGCAUCCCAGCCUAGGAUUAGUAGCGAUAAGUACCCGAGCUACCUGAUUGCGGGAGCUGGACAUCAUUGGGACAGCUAUGGAAUCAAGAAUGUCAGUGCUGAGCCUGACUAUAUCAGGGAGGCGCAUUAUUGGGAAGAGAGGACUGUGAGUCGGUUUUUGGAGUUCUGGGCAGAGAAGGAACAUUAA